Messenger RNA from Homo sapiens (human), 4726 nucleotides. It is a transcript of the gene CDC6, whose product is annotated as cell division cycle 6. Gene Ontology annotation, biological process: cell division; DNA replication initiation; cellular response to angiotensin. Gene Ontology annotation, molecular function: chromatin binding. NCBI's taxonomy places the organism in Eukaryota, Metazoa, Chordata, Mammalia, Primates, Hominidae. The coding region runs from base 268 to 2070 and encodes 600 amino acids. The transcript is spliced from 13 exons. Gene Ontology annotation, cellular component: spindle; cytoplasm; nucleus. The record is from RefSeq and is a predicted model, not a curated record.
AUUCGGAUUUGGCGCGAGCGCGGCUGGAGUUUGCUGCUGCCGCUGUGCAGUUUGUUCAGGGGCUUGUGGUGGUGAGUCCGAGAGGCUGCGUGUGAGAGACGUGAGAAGGAUCCUGCACUGAGGAGGUGGAAAGAAGAGGAUUGCUCGAGGAGGCCUGGGGUCUGUGAGGCAGCGGAGCUGGGUGAAGGCUGCGGGUUCCGGCGAGGCCUGAGGUGAAGUGAAGGGAAAAGAGCUGAGCUCGCUGGAGGUCUGAGCUGUGCUGUCGUCAUGCCUCAAACCCGAUCCCAGGCACAGGCUACAAUCAGUUUUCCAAAAAGGAAGCUGUCUCGGGCAUUGAACAAAGCUAAAAACUCCAGUGAUGCCAAACUAGAACCAACAAAUGUCCAAACCGUAACCUGUUCUCCUCGUGUAAAAGCCCUGCCUCUCAGCCCCAGGAAACGUCUGGGCGAUGACAACCUAUGCAACACUCCCCAUUUACCUCCUUGUUCUCCACCAAAGCAAGGCAAGAAAGAGAAUGGUCCCCCUCACUCACAUACACUUAAGGGACGAAGAUUGGUAUUUGACAAUCAGCUGACAAUUAAGUCUCCUAGCAAAAGAGAACUAGCCAAAGUUCACCAAAACAAAAUACUUUCUUCAGUUAGAAAAAGUCAAGAGAUCACAACAAAUUCUGAGCAGAGAUGUCCACUGAAGAAAGAAUCUGCAUGUGUGAGACUAUUCAAGCAAGAAGGCACUUGCUACCAGCAAGCAAAGCUGGUCCUGAACACAGCUGUCCCAGAUCGGCUGCCUGCCAGGGAAAGGGAGAUGGAUGUCAUCAGGAAUUUCUUGAGGGAACACAUCUGUGGGAAAAAAGCUGGAAGCCUUUACCUUUCUGGUGCUCCUGGAACUGGAAAAACUGCCUGCUUAAGCCGGAUUCUGCAAGACCUCAAGAAGGAACUGAAAGGCUUUAAAACUAUCAUGCUGAAUUGCAUGUCCUUGAGGACUGCCCAGGCUGUAUUCCCAGCUAUUGCUCAGGAGAUUUGUCAGGAAGAGGUAUCCAGGCCAGCUGGGAAGGACAUGAUGAGGAAAUUGGAAAAACAUAUGACUGCAGAGAAGGGCCCCAUGAUUGUGUUGGUAUUGGACGAGAUGGAUCAACUGGACAGCAAAGGCCAGGAUGUAUUGUACACGCUAUUUGAAUGGCCAUGGCUAAGCAAUUCUCACUUGGUGCUGAUUGGUAUUGCUAAUACCCUGGAUCUCACAGAUAGAAUUCUACCUAGGCUUCAAGCUAGAGAAAAAUGUAAGCCACAGCUGUUGAACUUCCCACCUUAUACCAGAAAUCAGAUAGUCACUAUUUUGCAAGAUCGACUUAAUCAGGUAUCUAGAGAUCAGGUUCUGGACAAUGCUGCAGUUCAAUUCUGUGCCCGCAAAGUCUCUGCUGUUUCAGGAGAUGUUCGCAAAGCACUGGAUGUUUGCAGAAAGGAGGACUUGUUUCUCAGUGGGGAGCUCUGGAUUUCCACCGUGUUAAUGUCUGAAACAUUAUCAGUCCAUUACCUACAGAGGGAGAAACAAAUGAGAUGUUGCUGGCACUCCCUGUGGAGAGCUAUUGAAAUUGUAGAGUCAGAUGUCAAAAGCCAGACUAUUCUCAAACCACUGUCUGAAUGUAAAUCACCUUCUGAGCCUCUGAUUCCCAAGAGGGUUGGUCUUAUUCACAUAUCCCAAGUCAUCUCAGAAGUUGAUGGUAACAGGAUGACCUUGAGCCAAGAAGGAGCACAAGAUUCCUUCCCUCUUCAGCAGAAGAUCUUGGUUUGCUCUUUGAUGCUCUUGAUCAGGCAGUUGAAAAUCAAAGAGGUCACUCUGGGGAAGUUAUAUGAAGCCUACAGUAAAGUCUGUCGCAAACAGCAGGUGGCGGCUGUGGACCAGUCAGAGUGUUUGUCACUUUCAGGGCUCUUGGAAGCCAGGGGCAUUUUAGGAUUAAAGAGAAACAAGGAAACCCGUUUGACAAAGGUGUUUUUCAAGAUUGAAGAGAAAGAAAUAGAACAUGCUCUGAAAGAUAAAGCUUUAAUUGGAAAUAUCUUAGCUACUGGAUUGCCUUAAAUUCUUCUCUUACACCCCACCCGAAAGUAUUCAGCUGGCAUUUAGAGAGCUACAGUCUUCAUUUUAGUGCUUUACACAUUCGGGCCUGAAAACAAAUAUGACCUUUUUUACUUGAAGCCAAUGAAUUUUAAUCUAUAGAUUCUUUAAUAUUAGCACAGAAUAAUAUCUUUGGGUCUUACUAUUUUUACCCAUAAAAGUGACCAGGUAGACCCUUUUUAAUUACAUUCACUACUUCUACCACUUGUGUAUCUCUAGCCAAUGUGCUUGCAAGUGUACAGAUCUGUGUAGAGGAAUGUGUGUAUAUUUACCUCUUCGUUUGCUCAAACAUGAGUGGGUAUUUUUUUGUUUGUUUUUUUUGUUGUUGUUGUUUUUGAGGCGCGUCUCACCCUGUUGCCCAGGCUGGAGUGCAAUGGCGCGUUCUCUGCUCACUACAGCACCCGCUUCCCAGGUUGAAGUGAUUCUCUUGCCUCAGCCUCCCGAGUAGCUGGGAUUACAGGUGCCCACCACCGCGCCCAGCUAAUUUUUUAAUUUUUAGUAGAGACAGGGUUUUACCAUGUUGGCCAGGCUGGUCUUGAACUCCUGACCCUCAAGUGAUCUGCCCACCUUGGCCUCCCUAAGUGCUGGGAUUAUAGGCGUGAGCCACCAUGCUCAGCCAUUAAGGUAUUUUGUUAAGAACUUUAAGUUUAGGGUAAGAAGAAUGAAAAUGAUCCAGAAAAAUGCAAGCAAGUCCACAUGGAGAUUUGGAGGACACUGGUUAAAGAAUUUAUUUCUUUGUAUAGUAUACUAUGUUCAUGGUGCAGAUACUACAACAUUGUGGCAUUUUAGACUCGUUGAGUUUCUUGGGCACUCCCAAGGGCGUUGGGGUCAUAAGGAGACUAUAACUCUACAGAUUGUGAAUAUAUUUAUUUUCAAGUUGCAUUCUUUGUCUUUUUAAGCAAUCAGAUUUCAAGAGAGCUCAAGCUUUCAGAAGUCAAUGUGAAAAUUCCUUCCUAGGCUGUCCCACAGUCUUUGCUGCCCUUAGAUGAAGCCACUUGUUUCAAGAUGACUACUUUGGGGUUGGGUUUUCAUCUAAACACAUUUUUCCAGUCUUAUUAGAUAAAUUAGUCCAUAUGGUUGGUUAAUCAAGAGCCUUCUGGGUUUGGUUUGGUGGCAUUAAAUGGCAAUUUGUGACUGAGACACCAGAGGGCACCCUUAUAACAUUGACUACUUUGAAAGGGGAUGCUUGAGGCUGAGGUAGUUUUGAGGGAAAGGGGGAAGUUCUAGUUUGAUUUGUUUGGGAGAUUGCUGUCCUUUCAUAACUGAAGCAAAUGCUUGAAAUGUAAACCAUGUGUGAUACGAAUGAUCUGAGAGCCAGUGACCAAGUCUGCUUUUCCCUGAGCUCUCCUGCUGCCGCCUCUACCUUUCUGACAUGGCCUUCCAUUUGGAACUUGAUAUGUGUACAAGUGAUCUGUUGGCCACUGUUUCAUUCAUCCUGACCACUGUAUCCGUGUAAUGUGAUCUGAGCUACAACAGGUGGUAUGGGAUAGAGGCAAGGAAAGCAGAGAGAGCCCUCUGAAAUGAACACUACCCACUGGUGUGUGUAGCACAUGAUAGUCUGUAGGCAUGAGUCUGAAUGUUGUUCUCACACUCCUUUACUAGAGUAUUCGUUCCCUCUGAAGGUAGUUUGAACAUGGAAACACAGUUCUAUACCUAGAAGGUUGGAAAGUGUCUGGGACUAUAAGGGUUAACAUGCAUAAUUGCAAAGAUUGUCCGAAGGCUGAUGGAAAGCAGAGACUGAAUGGGAUUGAGAACAGAUGCGAAGCUUGAUUUAAAUUACAUUUUAUUGGAUGCUGCAGCCUUAAGAGACGUGACUGCUUUACAGUUUGUUUCCACACUGUGGGCAGCUGCUGUCUGUUCUGUGUCCACAGUAGGAUCCUGCCCAAUAAGGAGCAGCCUCCCCACCUCAUUGUGUUUGAGGCUUGGCGCCUUCCUCUUAACUGUAGGGCUUGAGUCAGGAACAUGGCUUGACUCGCAGUGGGGCUGCUAUGUAUCCUCCCUGGCUUCCAGCCAAAAUCACAUUGGUAGAUUCAAAGGGGCCAAAUUUCUUUCCCCUCUAUCUUUCCCUUUCCCCUGGUUUUGGAAAUAGAGUUUUCUGUCUACUGAUUUGUUAGUUUCCUUUUCUUCUCCCCUCACUGUCAAUUUCUAGGUCAUUGCUGCUCUUAAGACUUUAGCAGUUGGAACAGGGUUGGUUCUGUCAAUGAUGCAUGAAGCAGACUUAGUGUCCCUGCUUGGCUUCUGCUGCCCUUGUGGGAGCAAAAGCUGAUAUAUGUUUGUCAGUAAAGUCUUAAGUGUAAUUCAGACUGCUGAGGAAGAAAGCCCUUUCCUUGCUGGCUUUUCUCCCUGAAGCUGAGAGCUUCAGGAAGGUGGUAGGAGUUUUAGUGGGAUGGGAUGGGAUGGGCUUGUGGUUAGCAGUUUUUGCCAGGAUCAUAGGCUGCUUCACUUAGAGUAGUGGCAAAGAUGCUGACCUACAUUCUUCCUUUUGAAGGUGAUGGAGUGUGUGUCUAUAUCCUGGUUUAUCUCUCUCCCCCACCCCAAGGAAGCUGAUUAAGCUUCCAUAGAGUGUUGGGUGUUGCCAUGGAAAGAGCAUAGACAAAAUAAAUUGUGUGUUUCAACCCCA